GUCAGUGUCAGAUAGGUCUCAAUGCCACCCUGCCCCGGGGGGAGUGCAGCAGGCAGACGGGCUAGGCAGGCAGGCAGGAGCCUGCAGCAGAGCCCCACAAGCCACCGGCCCACUGUGCGUCCCAUGGUCAUGCUGCUCCUCCUGCACCUGCUGCCUGCCAUGCUGCCCACCGCUGCCCUGGCCAGCUGCACUGGCGCUGGUGCUGAUCGGCAGCUCGUUCUGGCCAAGGUGCGGGCUCGGGUGCUGGAGCAUCUGAGCCCCCCGGUUCUCCAGGAGGAGGCCCAGAAGGAAGCGAGGAGGGUACACCGGAGACACAUCCUUGAAAACCCUGAAGUUGAGCCAGAGGAGCUGGAGGACACUUCCCAAGUGAUCCUUUUCCCUUCCACAGACGUGCCCUGCGAGCCCACACAGCCGGACAAGCUGCUGGAGGAAGAAGGAAUUUUCACCUACCUCUUCCAGCCCUCGGCGCACACCCUGAGCCGCACGGUGACCUCUGCCAAGCUCUGGUUUUACACCGGCCCCUCUGCUGCCCCCAACCACUCAGCCCCCGACGUGCUGACCCUGUCACCACAGGGCCGCAUGCCGGUGACGGCCAUGGUGGUGCAGACGCCCGAGCACUGGACUGUGUUUCACUUUGCCCCGGCACUGCUGCCCCAGCUCUUGCAGCCGCUCUUCGUGCUCCUGGUGCGCUGUCCUGGCUGCCCCUGCCUGGCCGAGGGGGACAAGAUGCCCUUCUUGGUGGCCACCACCCAGGCCAAGGGCAGCGAGAGGGCUCGCCGCUCCACCAUGCCCUGGUCCCCGGCUGCCCUGAGCCUGCUGCAGCACCCAUCUGAGGACCUGGCUGCCCAUACCAACUGCCGCCGGGCUUCCCUCAACAUCUCCUUCGAGGAGCUGGGCUGGGACAAGUGGAUCGUACAUCCCAGCAGCUUUGUUUUCCACUACUGUCAUGGGAGCUGUGCCGAGGGCCAUGGGCUGAGCCACCGCCUGGGUGUGCAGCUCUGCUGUGCCGCCCUGCCCGGCACCAUGCGCUCCCUGCGCGUCCGCACCACCUCCGACGGUGGGUACUCCUUCAAGUACGAGACAGUGCCCAACAUCCUGGCGCAGGACUGCACCUGCGUCUAGGGCAUCCUGCAGCCUGGCCCGUGAUCCCACCCAGGGGACUCCUGGCCCCAUGCCACAGGGACCUGGUGGAGGGGUUUGGGCUGUGCCAUCCUCCCCUGCACAAGUUGGAGUUUUGGGCUGCCCUGGAUACGGUCACACUGCCAGAUGGUGGGACAGGGACAGGCACAGCCUCUGGCAGAGCCAAGCCCCUGCCAAAGCCAGCCUGCUGUCCGCAGCCAGCUCAGCCCCUGUUUCUCUCCAUCUGCUUGCUCCCUUCCCCCAGUUCUCACCCCGCCUCCCCAAAAGACUGGGGUCCUGCUCCUGCCGCAGAGUACAACAGCCUCCCCGUGCUCCCAGGCAGGGCCAGGCUGCCACAGCAGGGACGGGGACGUGCCAGGGCAAGGCCAUGCUGGGACCUCACACUGGUGGCAGGGCUGGCAGCACAUGUGGCACUGCAAGCGAGCCCUCUCCUGGCGGCACAGCCUGUUGGAAAGCUUGACGGGAUAAGUGAAAUAAACCUGUUCUCUUUACCAGAACAGCUUGGUAAUGCCAGCUUCCAUCAGAGGCAGCCACAGAGGUGGCACGCAGUUGGGU
Messenger RNA from Falco peregrinus (peregrine falcon), 1695 nucleotides. RefSeq names its product inhibin subunit alpha (gene INHA). The record is from RefSeq and is a predicted model, not a curated record. NCBI's taxonomy places the organism in Eukaryota, Metazoa, Chordata, Aves, Falconiformes, Falconidae. Gene Ontology annotation, molecular function: cytokine activity; growth factor activity. Gene Ontology annotation, cellular component: extracellular region. Bases 22 to 1122 code for a protein of 366 amino acids. Gene Ontology annotation, biological process: SMAD protein signal transduction. The transcript is spliced from 2 exons.